Molecule: messenger RNA, 1248 nt
Organism: Encephalitozoon cuniculi GB-M1
Lineage: Eukaryota; Fungi; Microsporidia; Unikaryonidae
Product: proteasome regulatory particle base subunit RPT1
Exons: 1
Coding region: 1-1248 (415 amino acids)
Biological process (GO): proteasome-mediated ubiquitin-dependent protein catabolic process
Cellular component (GO): proteasome regulatory particle, base subcomplex
Molecular function (GO): proteasome-activating activity; ATP hydrolysis activity; ATP binding
Source: RefSeq, marked provisional
AUGAAUGGCCAGAAGCAGGAGAACAUCAUUGAAGAGAAGGAUGUGGGGUUUAUCCUGAGCUACGGAAGGAACUAUUACGCCGAUGGAAUAGUGGAGAAGGAGGCAGAGAUAAGGAGACUUUUUGAGCAAAUAAGCUUAAAGCUCGGGACAAGGGAGGUGGAGACAGGGCUUGCACCGCCGAUGUGUUGGGACCUUCUGGGAGAUAGAAACAGAAUACAAAGCGAGCCGAACCUGCAGGUGGCCAGGGUCUGCAAGGUGCUUGAUGGAUACCAGGAGCCAAGAUACAUGAUAGGGAUCAAGAUGAUAGCCAAGUUUAUUGUUGGGAAGGGGAAGCGAGUGGACUCCAGCCUCAUACAGGAGGGGAUGAGGGUAGGAGUUGAUAGAAACAAGUACCAGAUUAUCCUCCCACUGCCCCGGAAAAUAGAUGCAUCUGUCACCCUGAUGCAGGUUGAAGAAAGGCCUGAUGUUACAUAUCAUGAUAUCGGAGGAUGCAAAGAGGAGAUUGAAAAGAUAAGGGAGGUUGUUGAAGCGCCUCUUCUGAAUCCUGAGAGGUUUGUUGCACUGGGGAUUGAUCCCCCAAAGGGUGUUCUUUUAUAUGGACCUCCUGGAACCGGGAAGACUUUGCUGGCAAGGGCCGUAGCCAACAGAACGAAUGCAUGCUUCAUAAGGGUCAUUGGGUCUGAGCUUGUGCAGAAGUAUGUCGGGGAGGGCGCAAGGAUGGUCAGGGAGAUUUUUGCGAUGGCCAAGGGAAAGAAGGCCUGCAUUAUUUUCUUUGACGAGGUAGAUGCGUUUGGAGGAACGCGGUUUGACGACGACGAUGACAACGAGGUUCAGAGGACAAUGCUCGAGCUGAUAAACCAGUUGGACGGCUUUGAUCCAAGAGGGAACAUAAAGGUUCUGAUGGCAACGAACAGGCCGGACACCCUUGACCCGGCUCUCCUCAGACCUGGAAGGCUGGACAGGAAGGUCGAGUUUGGCCUCCCAGACCUUGAGGGGAGGACAUCGAUUCUAAGGAUCCACGCAAAAACAAUGAGUGUUGACAAGGACAUCAGGUUUGAUCUGAUUGCAAGGCUCUGCAACAAUGCAACGGGUGCAGAGCUGAGGAGUGUUUGUACAGAAGCAGGGAUGUUUGCCAUAAGAGAAAGAAGGAAGAUUGCGACGGAAAAGGAUUUUUUGAAGGCUGUCGAUAAGGUCGUCAAGGGAUAUGCAAAGUUCUCCUCCACGCCAAGAUACCUGACAUAUAACUAA